AUGCAGAGAGACCAGCGGGCGGGGCGGGGCCGAGCGGCUGGCAGGGGCGCCCGAGCGCCAAGCGGUUGCGGGCUCGCGCCGUCCCAAGCGGCCGCGGGUGCCCCAAUCAAAAGGAUCGCUCCAGGCUCGAGCGAGGCAGCACAACGACAGAGAGGACCCCCGCAGUUCCAGGCAGCAGAAAAGGCCGCCCGAUCUGCGCCGGCGAGGCGUGCAGCGCCUGUCAGCAGGAGCAAGAAAAGGGGGCACCCAGGCGGCGGCGCGCGCAGCAGCCGCGUCUGCAAGACCGACGGCCGGCGAGGUGGCGGCCCCUCGCGGCCGCCGCGCCGCGCCGCGCCAGGCCGCGCCGCGGCCUG
Molecule: messenger RNA, 353 nt
Organism: Monoraphidium neglectum
Lineage: Eukaryota; Viridiplantae; Chlorophyta; Chlorophyceae; Sphaeropleales; Selenastraceae
Exons: 1
Source: RefSeq, a predicted model, not a curated record